This is a messenger RNA of Rotaria sp. Silwood2, 390 nucleotides long. The record is from the annotation of a GenBank genome assembly. NCBI's taxonomy places the organism in Eukaryota, Metazoa, Rotifera, Eurotatoria, Philodinida, Philodinidae.
AUGAUUAACACAUUGACAGAUCAAUCAUUAUUACGACGAUGUUUACGAGGUGCGACUCAAAAUGCAAACGAAUCCAUUAAUUCUGUCAUUUGGUCCAUUUUACCAAAAGCAAAAUAUCAUGGAUAUCGAUCAAUUCGAGGUGCUGCAGCAAUUGCAGCAAUUUUCUUCAAUCGUGGACGAUCGGGUCUGAUCAAAUUCUUUGAUCAGGUGGGUAUAUCUAUUACUGAAGAGUUGUUGAAUGCUCUUCUAGGAAAAGAUAGUAAACGAGUUGCAAAAGCUGAAGAUAAUACUCAACGACAAGAAAUCAUUAAAAAAUAUAAGAAACAACAACGACUUCAAUCACAAGUGGCUGAAGAAGAAGAGAUGGACUAUCGAGCCGGAAUGUUCUAA